Oncorhynchus tshawytscha (Chinook salmon) is the source of this 3517-nucleotide messenger RNA. RefSeq names its product trichohyalin-like. The transcript has 13 exons. NCBI's taxonomy places the organism in Eukaryota, Metazoa, Chordata, Actinopteri, Salmoniformes, Salmonidae. The record is from RefSeq and is a predicted model, not a curated record. Bases 350 to 2977 code for a protein of 875 amino acids. Gene Ontology annotation, molecular function: GTP binding.
AGUAUUCAGACCCCUCUAGCGACACAUUUUCAAAAAAGCGACUAGCGACAAAUCUAGCGACUUUUCCUGGUGUUAUUGGAGACUUUUGUAGACUUUGACGUGAAAGCACGCAUCGUUCUUACUCUUCUCAACGAGCAGCGUUGUGCUGCCGUGGGCCGCACCCCGUCCCUUUCCUUACUGAGGAGUUGGCAACACACCAAGUGCCUGAGCAAAGGUGAAAGUGAAAGGUGUGUCUCAGUAUAGGACUGAGGUGUAGAUUGUUCUGUAAAAACAUGUAGAAAUGCACAUAUAGUGACUAUUAGAGUGGUUAUAGAUUUAAAUAAACUAUUUUGAAUGUGAAGUGGAGGACAUGAAGACCAGUAAAGUGAAAAUGUCAGAGUCCAGAGUUCAUAAUCAGUUUAAACUCACCUCAGAAGACCAUGUGGAGGCUGUUGGUGAAGAGGUCACCCUCCCCUGUCACCUCUCACCUGACACCAGUGCUGUUGCCAUGACGAUCAGGUGGUUUAAAAGGACAGAGUGUAUUUACCUGUAUAAGAAUGGCCAGGUGACAGAGAGGAGUGGCUAUGAGGGCAGAGUGAGUCUGAUCACCCAGGAGCUGGAGAGAGGCAACGUGUCUCUGAGGCUGAUAGACUUCAGGAGGUCAGAUAGAGGAGUCUACAUCUGUCAGGUCAUCCAUGGAGAACAGAAGGAGGAGGCUGCAGUGGGUUUAAGGGUCAGAAGAGUAUCAGAAAUAGAGUCAGGAUCAUGGUAUUUACAACAUGAGACCCAGGAGGACAAGCUGAAGAGGGAGGCAUCAGCUGGUGAGCUUGAGUUGAAGAUGGAAAAAGAAUUAAAAGAGAUAUUAAGAGAGAAGAUGAUGAAACAACUAAAGGAGAAACUAGAUGAUAUGACCCAGGAAGUGAGAGAGAAAGAGAGACUCCUGGAUGAUAUGACCCAGGAAGUGAGAGAGAAAGAGAGACUCCUGGAGGAGAAGAACCAGAUAAUGGAACAGAGGGAGAAACUAUUAGAAGAGAAAGACAACCAACUGGAAGAGAAAGACAAGCAACUAAAGGAAAGAGACAUUCAACUAGAGGCUCUGAGAAAGAACCUGCAGGACAAGAACAGCCAAGUAGAGAACUUCAGAGUCCUACUGCAGGAAAAAGACCUUCAACUAGAGGACAGGAACCACAGACUGGGAGAGAAGGACAGACUGCUGGAAGAGAGACAAACAACUAAAGGAAAGACAAGAAGAAGGACAGAACUGGAAAAUGAACUGGAGGGAAAAGAAAAUGAACUAAAAGAGAGGAGACAGGAAGUAGAAGAGAGGAGACAGGAAGUAGAAGAGAAAGACAACCUACUAGAGGAGAGAGAGAACCAGUUAAAGGAAAGAGACAAACAGGUGGAGGAUGUCAACAAUGAAAAUGCUGAACUGGCUCAACAGAUAUGUGAUGUGAAGACUGAGGUAGAGAGACUGAGAAGAGAGAUCUCAGCCCAGAUGACUGAACAUGGAGAGACGUCAGAUACAGGUUCCAUCCUCCCAGUCAGGAGGAGAGACAGCAUGGAGGUUCCUCCACUUAUGGGAGGAGAGACCUCAGAUACAGACCCCACACUUCCACUGAGGAGGAGACACAGCAUGGAGUUACCUCCACGUAUGGGAGGAGAGAGCAGCAGUCCAGACUCCCCAGUGUCUCCCAGUGUGUCUGAGCUGAGACUGGUGCUGCUGGGGAGGACUGGGGCUGGGAGGAGUGCAGCAGGAAACACCAUCCUGGGCAGAGAGGAGUUUGGGGCCCAGGCCAGCCCCUCUGCAGUGACCCAGAGGAGUAAGAGGAGAGAGGGGGACGUGUGUGGGAGACGGCUGGUGCUGGUGGACACUCCAGACUGGUUCUGUCCUGGAGUCUCUCUGGAGGAGAUGAGACAGGAUGUGGGGCUCUGUGUCCGUCUGUCUGCCCCGGGACCCCACGCCUUCCUCCUGGUCAUACCAGUGGAGCCCUCUAAGGGGGAGGAGAGAGGGGUGCUGGAGAGAAUGGAGGAGAUGUUUGGGGAGGGUUGUUGGGAACACACUGUGAUUCUAUUCACCCAUGAUGAUGGACUGAAAGAGCAGAGCAUUGAGGAGUUUCUCCAAGCAGGAAGUCAGGACCUCCAGCAGCUUGUAGAGAAAAGUGGGAGCAGGUACCACGUCCUCAACAUUAAGGACAGGGCCCAUGGCACUCAGGUAUCAGAGCUGCUGGAUCAGGUAGAGGAGAUGGUGGCAGGAAACAGAGAGAGAUUCUACAGCAGUCAGACCUACCAGGAGGCAGAGGACCAGGUUAGAGAGAUGGAGGGAAAGAUCCAGAGAGAGAGAGGAGAGAGGAAACAGAGGGAGGAGAGGGACUUGAGAGAGAGGCUUGAGAAGGAGUUGCAGGACUCUCUGAUAAAGAUAGAGGGAGUGAUCCAGGAACAUGAGGGAGAUAUCAGAACACUCAGUGAAAGAACCAGUGAACUGGAGAGACAGGUGAAAGAAGAGAGGGAUGAGGAGAAGAAAAGAGAGCUGGAGAGGGAGCUGAAGAGGGAGUCUGAUAGGAGGGAGGAGAUGGAGAGAAAGCUGGAGAGAUUUAGAGAGAAGAGAGAGAAUGAGAGGAGGGAGAUGGAGGAGAGACACAGACAGGAGAUGGAGAACUAUGAAGGAGAAGCCAGAGUUGAAGCAGAGAGAAACCUGAUGAAGAUAGUCCUACCUGAGUUACAGAGGAGCAUCAUGAUCUCACAGACAAAGAUGCAGAGGGAGUUCAGCAGACAGAUGGAGGAGAAGAAUAGACAGAUGGAGGAGAAGAAUAGAGUGAUUGUAGAGGAUAAGAAUAUAGAGAUGGAGAGACUAAGACAGAACUUGAAAGAAGUCAGGGAUGCUCACUCAGUGUUGCAGAAGAGACUGGAACGAGAGGAGAAAGGUCAGAGGGCACUGAUAGGGUUGUUGGGCUGGGUCAGGAGAAACUCAUCAAGUUGGAUUCUCCACAAUCUGAUAUGAUUCACAAUCACUGUCAAUGAUGAUGAACCAGACCAGGUCUACUGUCCACUGUACCGUGGGGGGUGACCAUGGAUCAUGGUGGUCAUGGGGAAAACAAGACAGAAUAAUGUCUGGUCCAGUCUACAGUGUCAAGAGAAGGAGGGGAGGGAGGUCUGUAAAGAUCUUGAUGAGACGUAAAACAGAAUUCCAAUCCAACGUAGAUUAUUGACCUUUGCACUGCAGACCUUUAGAAUGGAGAGGGUUGUGGGGGGUCAGGAGGUCAGCGGGCGGAGUCAGAGACUGAGAACUCUAAAGAUCUGAGUGAGACUUUUACUCAGUGUUUGAGGAGGUCUACUAUUGAACAGAGAACCAUACUGUAUUUACCAAACACUACUUCCUGUUCUUAUUCAAAUUGUUUCAUGUUGAAACUUUAAAUAUACACUGAGUGCACAAAACAUUAAGAACACCUUCCUAAAGUUGAGUUACAAUCUAUCCCAAUGGAACUCUGAUACCACAUGAGACUGACAUCGUUGAAAUAAAGAAAUGUCACUUUGUAAGACA